This is a messenger RNA of Rhopilema esculentum, 1340 nucleotides long. RefSeq names its product gelsolin-like protein 1. Gene Ontology annotation, cellular component: cytoplasm; actin cytoskeleton. Gene Ontology annotation, molecular function: actin filament binding. The record is from RefSeq and is a predicted model, not a curated record. Gene Ontology annotation, biological process: actin polymerization or depolymerization. Lineage: Eukaryota; Metazoa; Cnidaria; Scyphozoa; Rhizostomeae; Rhizostomatidae.
GUUCUUCUCUUUGGAUCUUCCGUCUAGAGAGGUUCUGCAAAAUUUCUGCUGCAAAGUUUUGCCUGCAUCUCAUAAAAAGACACGAAAAUGCUGAAGCAAAAGAAGUAUGACUGGAAGGACUCUAACCUUGCCUUGUUUGGCUCAGAUACCGAAAAGAAGGUAAAGAAAGAUUCAGCUGAAUCAGAGCCAGCGUGGCAAGGAGCUGGGCAAGAAGUUGGAAUCAAAAUUUGGAGGAUUGUAAAAUUCAAGGUCACAGACUGGCCUAAGGAGGAUUAUGGUGAAUUCUAUGAUGGUGACUCUUACAUCAUUUUAAACACAUACAAGAAGCCUGACUCUGAUGAACUGCUCUAUGAUGUCCACUUUUGGAUUGGCAAAUCAUCCUCACAAGAUGAGUAUGGAACAGCAGCAUAUAAAACUGUUGAGCUGGAUACUUUCCUGGAUGACAAACCAGUGCAGCACCGUGAAGUGAUGAACCAUGAAUCAGCUCUUUUCAAGACUUACUUUGAUCAAAUCCAAAUCCUCAAGGGAGGUGCAGACAGUGGUUUCAGAAGAGUUGUUCCAGACUCUCCAAAGACAAGACUUCUUCACUUCAAGGGAACAACCCUGAAAAACAUAGUGAUCAAGGAAAUUGCAGCCAAGAGGGGAAAUUUGAACUCUGAAGAUGUUUUCAUUAUUGAUGGUUUCUUUGAGUUGUAUCAGUUCAAUGGAAAGGAUGCAGAUAAAGACGAGAAGUUCAGGGCUGCCCAGUAUGUGCAACAAUUGAAGUCAGAUCGAUGUGGAAAAGUGAAGACUGCAGUUGUGUUGGAAGAGGAAAGGACAUCUUCAGAUCACAAGGCAUUGAAGAUGCUCAGAGAUGGUUCAAGUGCAAAAAGGCAAGCUCCCAAGCCAUCAGAUAGGAAAUUGUUCCAGCUUUCGGAUGCAGCAGGGAAUAUGGAAUUCAAAGAAAUUGCAGCUGGAAAGGAUAUCAACAAAUCUCUUUUCAGCUCAGAUGAUGUGUUCAUCUUUGAUCGUGCUGAUCAUUGCUUUGUCUGGAUUGGAAAGAAUGCAAGUGUCGAUGAGCGAAGAAAUGCUAUGGCAUAUGGCCAUAACCACAUCUCAGGCACUGAUCAUGCUUUCAUUCCGAUCUCAGUUGUUUGCGAGGGCAAAGAGAGUGCUGCAUUCAACGAAUCAUUCUAAGGUACACUUUAGAUGUUCCAACUCAAACAGUGAAAUGUUGCACACCAUGGACUUUUUUCAUUCAUAAUUAAUUAUCUUGCACUCCGUUGUUAACAAUUUUGAAAUUUUGAAUUUUGUAAACAUUUAAAUGAUUUACUGUGGGCAUUCCAAUCUUGUCGUUGGUA